AUGGGAGCCUCGGAGUCGAAGCUAGUCUUCAAACAGGGAAUAUUUCGCUUAUCGGAGGAGAAGGAGAUUCCCGCAGACGAUCCAUACUGGACCAGAUUCUGGGAGCUCCCCGAAUCCACGGAGGAUGUCUUCAGCCUAUUUACCCCAGCGGACAUACGGCGAACCCGCGACAAUGCAUUAGGAAACUUCGAAACAUUAUUACUAUCCAUAACUUCUCGUUUAACGGCCCUAAAAAACCAUCCUUCCUUCCCAGACCCGGAUCUCGCCCCCGACCGAGAUGCGCUGAACUGCAUUCGUAUUCUCACUCGCCUCCUCCCAUACGUGUACGAAGCCGAGCAUCUAGAAGACUGGGAGGAGAGGUUCUUUUGGACUCGUCGAAGGAAAAGGACCAGGGAAGCUCAGUUGGCUACAGAUGUUCUUUUCGAUGAAGCGCAAGCGGAAGAGGGGCAGGACCCAGCGUCUCCCCGCCUCAACGAAUAUGAUGAUGUGAAGCCUUUGGCAGAAGAGUUGAUUGACACGCUCAUGGAUCUACUCUUUUACACGGACUUUACCAUCCCUACGUUGCCGUCAGCAAAAUCUAAAGUUUCGUACUCCAUCUGGCAAAGUGGUGUUGGGUGCAACACUUCUAUGGGUUCGACAAGGGAAUUCGAAAACAACCGCUGCGAAAUUCUUCGGUUACUGCUCACAAUUACUGGAAAGGCAAUGUACAUGUCUUCUAGUUUACUGCCUGUUCAAGGUGUCAGAGCUAUUACAUACAUCACGACUUGCCAGGAGAAACAAGCGGUAUUGACACUUCUAUGCUCACUUCUAAACACGGCAAUCAAAUACAACCCUGCAUCGUGGAGAGUGCCCUACGAUCAUGUUGUAUGGAAAGACCCCAGACAGAUCUUAGUGAUUUAUAGUCUCCAGUUUCUCCUUGUGCUCCUCUUGUACCCUGUUCCCGAGGACGGUCGUGGGAACCCUCCCAAAAACUACUUCCGUCACUAUUUCGGCCGCCUGCACAGACCACAAGACUUUCAGUUCUUAGUUGAUGGCAUGACCAGAAUUUUGAACCAGCCAAUGCAAGCAACGACGGCUUAUCUUCCCGGUAGCCAGAAGUCGGUCAAGUGGGCACCAGAGAUGCUUGUCCUGUUCUGGGAGACCUUACAAUGCAACAAGCGGUUUAGGUCAUUUAUCAUUGACUCGAACAGGUCUCACGACUUUAUUAUUCUCUGUAUUUUCUACAGCAUCACCUAUAAGUCCGAUCCGGCAAAGCAAGGCGUGGUUCGGAUGUGCAUAUUUAUUCUGCAAACAAUGAGUGUUGAGCCUACUUUUGGGAAGAGUUUGAACAAUAAAUUUGAAGCCCAAGAAACCCUGCCACAGAGUAUACGGAUACCCGGGUUCCGAGGUUCAUAUGCCGACUUUCUCCUCAUAUCCAUCCACACCUUGAUUACUACUAGCAAAGGCAAGCUUAACGCUGUGUACCCAGCUCUUCUUGCCGUUAUCAAUAACAUCGCACCAUAUGUUGAGCAUCUGGUCCCGGAGGCAUGCUCCAAAUUGCUGCAGCUGUUUACAUCCAUGUCAGCUCCCAGCUUUCUAUUGGCCAACGAUUCAAACCACGCGCUACUUGCUUCGGUUCUCGAAUCCAUAAAUGCCAUUCUCGAACAUAAGUUCACAAAAAAUCCAUUCCUUGUAUAUGCCAUUCUCAAGCACAGAAGACGCUUUGAAGCAGUCCGGGAAUUCACCCUUGAGAGUGGCCAGCAAGAGAUUGAACGACAAAACGAACGGAGAAAGGCUGAAAACCGUGACACUGUCGCCAGUCCGGUUCUUUCAGCCUCCGAAGACGAUCCGCGCCUUUCUUCUGGUGCGCGGUCACCUCUUGGCCGCAUCCCAGAGGAGAAUAACAGUCCUUUCGCCAUCGGUGGGGAUGACUCGGAGGAUGAGGGUGAAGGUCAACAUACACCAGCACAAGACUCAGCUUCAGUCCAAACCUCGCGCAGGCAAUCAAUCUCAUCCACGGCCGAUGAGAGUGUUCCGUUACAGCUGCGAGGGAUGUCGGAGAAGGCUCGGGGCAAAAUGCCGGCGGGACAGCCAUCGUUCUCAAGACAAAACAGCAUGACGAGUCAAAUCAGCAUGUCGGCUCUGUUCUCUCCCCCUUCAAACGGUUUUACGCCCACUACAGCUUGGCUUGAGUCUUGGCUACCCGAACUUCCCCUGCACACCAUCCUUACGAUCAUCUCCGCUAUCAUUCCCAGUAUUCCCGAGACAGCGUUCCAAUCAUCCUCAAAUGCUGAAACUCGCACCCUGAUCACGAAUCUCCCGUCAUUUGUGGAAGACCCAAUGAUCCAAAGCAUCACCUCGGAGCCUGCGCCUGCUCGUGUCCAUUCUUUUGAGUGGUCGGCUUUGUCGAUGGGCUGGUACGAAUCGUUGGUAUGGGGCUUCAUCUUCUCUUCAGAGAUGGUUGUUGGGACCGCAUCUGGAGCUACACCCGGCACGGUAGGUGUCUGGAAUGGGACAUCCAUUAAACUGUUUAAAGUGCAAGAAGCAGCCGUUCAGGGCCCUACGCUACUAGCGCCCAAGGGUGCCGUGGAUGCAGUUGGAAGUAACCUGGUGCAACGGAUCGGAAACUUGAGCCUGCGACGAAACAACACGCAGCCGGAUUCUCAGAGCAGCUCGGGGCCCCCGUCCAUUCGGGAGGUUUAG
Messenger RNA from Aspergillus puulaauensis, 2682 nucleotides. RefSeq names its product Hid1 family protein. Lineage: Eukaryota; Fungi; Ascomycota; Eurotiomycetes; Eurotiales; Aspergillaceae. Bases 1 to 2682 code for a protein of 893 amino acids. The transcript has 8 exons. The record is from RefSeq and is a predicted model, not a curated record. Gene Ontology annotation, cellular component: Golgi trans cisterna; Golgi medial cisterna; membrane.